Messenger RNA from Manis javanica (Malayan pangolin), 4824 nucleotides. The record is from RefSeq and is a predicted model, not a curated record. NCBI's taxonomy places the organism in Eukaryota, Metazoa, Chordata, Mammalia, Pholidota, Manidae.
GGGCGCGCCGCCAUUUUGGAUUGUGUGGGUUUCCGGGACGUUGGCGUGGUCGAGCUCCGGGCGGUUCUGCAGAUACCAGGCUUGGGCCCUCGACAGAGCGUCAGGUUGGAGCCGGGAAGCGUCCCUGCAGGGAGCGGCGGCGGGGGCAGGAUGAGCGCGGAGGCGGCGGACCGGGAGGCGGCCACCUCCAGCCGGCCCUGCACCCCGCCGCAGACCUGCUGGUUCGAGUUCCUGCUGGAGGAGUCGCUGUUGGAGAAACAUCUGCGCAAGCCCUGCCCGGAUCCUGCACCAGUUCAACUUAUUGUUCAGUUUUUGGAACAAGCUUCCAAACCUUCAGUUAAUGAACAAAACCAAGUUCAGCCUCCACCUGAUAACAAAAGAAACCGUAUUUUAAAACUACUUGCUCUUAAAGUUGCUGCACAUCUGAAGUGGGACUUAGACAUAUUAGAGAAAAGUUUGUCCAUCCCAGUAUUGAAUAUGCUACUAAAUGAACUGCUGUGCAUCAGUAAAGUUCCUCCUGGGACAAAGCAUGUGGACAUGGAUCUGGCCACUUUACCUCCAACCACUGCCAUGGCUAUACUUCUCUACAAUAGAUGGGCAGUUCGGACAAUUGUUCAAAGUAGUUUUCCUAUCAAACAGGCAAAACCUGGACCUCCUCAGUUAAGUGUUAUGAAUCAGAUGCAACAGGAGAAAGAACUAACAGAAAAUAUAUUGAAAUUGCUAAAAGAACAAGCUUCUGAUUCUAUUUUGGUACUGGAGGCAGCUCUUAAAUUAAACAAGGAUCUUUAUGUCCACACAAUGAGAACGCUAGAUUUAUUGGCCAUGGAGCCAGGCAUGGUAAAUGGAGAAACUGAGAGUUCUACUGCUGGAUUGAAAAUCAAAACUGAGGAGAUGCAGUGCCAGGUGUGUUAUGAUUUGGGUGCAGCAUACUUCCAGCAAGGCUCUACAGAUUCAACUGUAUAUGAAAAUGCAAGGGAAAAGUUUUUUAGAACUAAGGAACUAAUUGCAGAGAUAGGUUCAUUAUCUCUUCAUUGUACCAUAGAUGAGAAGCGGUUAGCUGGCUAUUGUCAAGCAUGUGAUGUUCUUGUACCGUCUUCUGACAGUACAGCUCAACAAUUGACUCCAUAUAGUCAAGUCCAUAUUUGUUUGAGAUCUGGCAACUGUCAGGAGGUAAUAAAGAUUUUCAUUGAAGAUAACUUAACCUUCAGUUUGCCUGUCCAGUUCCGGCAGUCAGUACUGAGAGAACUCUUUCAGAAAGCUCAGCAAGGAAAUGAAGCUCUAGAUGAAAUCUGUUUUAAAGUCUGUGCCUGUAAUACAGUCCGUGAUAUAUUGGAAGGUAGAACAAUUAGUGUUCAAUUUAACCAGCUAUUUCUUAGACCUAAUAAAGAGAAAAUAGACUUUCUUCUUGAGGUAUGUUCAAGAUCAAUAAAUUUAGAAAAAGCUUCAGAUUCUUUGAAAGGAAACAUGGCUGCUUUUCUAAAGAAUGUGUGUCUGGGGUUGGAAGAUCUGCAGUAUGUUUUCAUGAUUUCUUCACAUGAGCUUUUCAUUACAUUGUUGAAAGAUGAAGAACGAAAGCUACUUGUUGAUCAGAUGAGGAAGAGAUCCCCUAGAGUAAAUCUGUGCAUUAAACCUGUAACUUCAUUUUAUGAUAUCCCAGCCUCAGCAAGUGUCAACAUUGGCCAGUUGGAACAUCAGCUGAUAUUGUCAGUGGAUCCCUGGAGGAUUCGACAGAUUUUAAUUGAAUUACAUGGUAUGACUUCAGAGCGCCAAUUCUGGACAGUAUCUAAUAAGUGGGAAGUACCUUCUGUCUAUAGCAGUGUUAUCCUGGGAAUUAAAGACAAUUUAACAAGAGAUUUGGUUUACAUUCUCAUGGCCAAAGGUUUACACUGCAGUACUGUUAAGGACUUUUCCCAUGCUAAACAGCUAUUCGCUGCUUGUUUGGAGUUGGUAACAGAGUUCUCACCAAAACUUCGUCAGGUCAUGCUGAAUGAGAUGCUACUUUUGGAUAUUCAUACACAUGAGGCUGGAACAGGACAGUCGGGAGAGAGACCUCCUUCGGAUCUUAUUAGUAGGGUACGGGGCUAUCUGGAAAUGAGGCUGCCCGAUAUUCCUCUUCGUCAGGUUAUUGCUGAGGAGUGUGUUGCUUUUAUGUUAAAUUGGAGGGAAAAUGAAUACCUUACACUGCAGGUUCCUGCAUUUCUGCUUCAGAGUAAUCCAUAUGUAAAGCUUGGACAGCUUUUAGCAGCUACAUGCAAAGAACUUCCAGGCCCUAAAGAAAGUAGACGGACUGCUAAAGACCUUUGGGAAGUUGUUGUUCAGAUCUGUAGUGUGUCCAGUCAACACAAACGAGGAAAUGAUGGCCGAGUUAGUUUAAUAAAGCAGAGGGAAUCUACAUUAGGGAUAAUGUAUCGGAGUGAACUGCUUUCUUUUAUCAAAAAAUUACGGGAACCAUUGGUUUUGACUCUUAUUUUAUCACUCUUUGUGAAACUUCACAAUGUUCGGGAAGACAUCGUGAAUGAUAUUACAGCAGAACACAUUUCUAUUUGGCCAUCUUCCAUCCCCAACCUCCAGUCAGUGGACUUUGAAGCUGUGGCAAUCACAGUGAAAGAGCUAGUUCGAUAUGCCCUUAGUAUAAAUCCAAACAACCAUUCCUGGUUAAUUAUUCAGGCAGACAUUUAUUUUGCAACAAAUCAGUAUUCAGCAGCUCUUCACUAUUACCUCCAGGCAGGAGCUGUGUGUUCUGAUUUCUUUAAUAAGGCUGUGCCCCCUGAUGUUUAUACAGACCAGGUAAUAAAACGAAUGAUUAAGUGCUGUUCUUUGCUGAAUUGCCACACACAGGUGGCAAUUUUAUGUCAGUUCCUCAGAGAAAUUGACUACAAAACAGCCUUUAAAUCACUGCAGGAACAAAACAGUCAUGAUGCUAUGGACUCCUACUAUGACUACAUAUGGGAUGUUACCAUUUUGGAAUACUUGACUUAUCUUCAUCAUAAAAGAGGAGAAACAGAUAAAAGACAAAUUGCAAUUAAAGCCAUCGGCCAGACAGAAUUGAAUGCAAGCAACCCAGAAGAAGUGUUACAACUGGCAGCACAGAGAAGGAAAAAAAAGUUUCUCCAAGCAAUGGCAAAACUUUACUUUUAAGCAGCCUUUCUCUGCAUAUGGAAAGAAGAAAAAAGGCAGUGAAAUAAUUCUCAUUAUCUUCUAGAGGAAGGGAGAAAUCAGAAUUAAGAUUUGAGAUAAUUGUUGGAAUUCAUUUAUAUACACAGGCUGUUAACUACCUGUGUUUUGAAAAUGUCCUUAAUCACUGUGAAAUGAAGGAAGUAAUACAUUCUAAAUAUAGGAAACUUCAGACACAGAAAAAGAGUUUACAGAUAAAGUAAAUCCCACUUUCAUCCAUACCAUUGUCAGUAUUCAGAUGGAUUAACUUCUCUUUGAAUUGGAUCUUAAUAUUAACCUCAGUUUUGACUACUUAACACUAUGUAGUCUUUAAGAUUCAGUAAUAACUUAAAAACUGCAGCUAGAAAUAAAAUAUAAUUAUUACCUUUAAUAUAAUGAGUUCCAUCCUUAAGAUAUCCUCUUCACUGCAAGCACCAUCAGUGACAUAAGCAAACUCUUGAAGCUUAGGAGCAUAGAUUUCCUUUAGAACGAAUGGGUUUUUUAAAAUUAAUAUUAAGUACAGUUGAGAUUGAGAUUUAAAAGAAGUAUAUAUAAACUAUAUACAGGCUUCAUUUUUAAGGACAGUUUCACAAAGUGAUUACAGAUUUUAGUAAAACAAUUGCUGUAAGAGCCAAAGCAACCUUACAAAGAUAUUUUUCAUCUCUAGAUACCUAAAUUAACCAAAUAUUGAUCAAGACUUAUUUUCAUAGAAUUGGUCUUGAAUCUUAAACAGUAUUUUAGUCACUUAUUUCAGUUAAACAAAAGCCAAACUUGUUAUAAGUAUAUUGGUCAGACCAAAAAAAGACACUCAACAAGUAAGAUCUAGAAACUGAAAACACUUCCUUAGUACAUAAGAAUGUUUUAAUAAAAAAAUAAUGCAAUUUGAUGACAUGUCUGUCUUAACAGUCCGGAGAAGCAACAACUAGAAUGAUCAAAGGAAUAGAAGAGAUGCUUGCCACAGAUGAGAACAGGCUAAAGAUGAUUUUAGUGUAGAAAGAUACCUGAAACAGUAUGGUUUCAGAUAAGGAUAGACUGAAUACAAACUUACUUAACAAAUUUGGCAGAAUUUGGGGAUAGGCCUUAAAGUUCAAAAGACAAACUUGGAAGGAAAAUACACGUAAGGAAAUUAAAUGCAUGAAUCAUAGUCCUCAUCAAAAUAAUACAGGCUUGAAGAAUUUCAGGUGAAGGUUUUAAUGAUAUCCUCAAUGUGUUGUCUAAGAAAAGUAGAUGGAAAUUGUGUGAAGGAAAAUCUCAGGCAGGAAAAGAGUUGCCUUUUAUCCUGGUAACACCCUCAGACACAGAACUGUUAGGCUGGCUAUAAACCAUUAUUUCAACCCAACAGUAUUUAUUUCAUUUGAUUGGUUUUUUAUUUUUAAAGACCAUUCUGUUGAAUCCAAAUGCCAUAAUUAUGUGUAAUAGAAGCAGUGUUGGUCAUGAGCCAUUUCACCUAAACACCAAUUCCAGAAUGUAAACCAGAGUUAUAAGAGGCUCAAAUACUGCAAAGGGAACUAUGGUAUUUAUCCUUCCAUCUAAAUCAUAAUGUUAAAAAAAUGUAUUGACGAAAGAAAAAAACCUUGCCCAAGGAGUUAAUAUCAAAAGUACCAGUAUUCUCUAGGACUAAUGUGUUGAUUAAUAAAAUUUUGGGAUAAACUUUGAGAACUUACCUCAAGU